UCAUUCAUUAAAUCCUUUAAUCUAAUGAGUGCUUCCUUAUUACUUGAUGCUUUAAGAAGACAUGAUCUGCAAGAUUAUUAUCCAAAUUUAUCUUCACAAGGAAUAUUUAAAAUAGAUAAACUUGCGGAUGUAAGUGUCAAUUUAAUUUUGAUCUUAUAAUGACUAACUUUUGCGCACUAGUUAUCUGAAGCUGAAUAUUCAAAAAUAGGAGUACGUUCUGCAGAAGAUAAAACUAAAUUUUUAGCACUAGUUAAAGAUAUGAAAGAUAUUCUUCGAUCAACUACUUCAAAACCUAAAUUAAAUGAAACAGCUAAAAAACGACCUUUAUCAUCCAACAAAAUAAUUCCUGAUAGACGAACUAGACGCAUGACUAUUGCGCCACAAUCCAUUCCACAUACACCACCCGCUAAAAUGUCUGCUCGAGAUCGUCGCCUUUCCUAUUUACCCUAUCCCUCAAGGAGAAGUUCCAUGCUACAUAAACCACCCACACAUAAUUUAAAAACUUCAAGCAGUCCUCAAAAACAAAAGCCAGUAGCAAAGCCCAAAAUCCUUCAAAUAGAUAAUAUGACUUCACCUAUAGAAAUGCCUAAAGAAUCUCCUCCAGAACGUGUAUCAACAAGACAAUUAGAUGCAUAUGGUAUACCCAUUCAUAAUCGCCAAAAGACGAAUCAUAAUAUGCAUUCCUAUAACUCAUUGGAUGAGUAUUUACUAUCCAAAUCAAAAACGACAGCACCAACAGUAAAAGCUCCUAUAACAGCAAAUUAUUCUAAUGACUUGCAACAACGUAUUCGUGUUUGUGUAAGGAAAAGACCAUUAAAUAAAAAGGAAAUAAGCAACCAGGAAAUUGACAUUGUACCAUUGGUUGGAAGUCGUACAAUUCAACUCAAUGAGCCAAAAACACGAAUUGAUUUAACUCGCUUUACAGAAAAACAUACAUUCACAUUUGAUGAAGCAUUUGAUAGUGAUGCUACAAACAUAGAGAUUUAUGCAAAGACUGCUCAACCAUUAGUAGAAUAUAUUUUUACUGGUGGAAAAGCUACUUGUUUUGCUCAUGGUCAAACAGGUUCUGGAAAAACACAUACAAUGCUUGAUCCUCAAAAUGGACUUUAUGUCUUGGCAGCCCAGGAUAUUUUCCGAAUGUUAUCAACCUCUAUCUACUCACAUUUAACAGCUUAUGUUGGAUUUUAUGAAAUCUAUCAGGGACAAUUAUUCGAUUUACUAAAUAAUAAGACAAAAUUAACAGCUAGAGAAGAUGGUAACGGUAAUGUUGUUAUCGCAGGUCUUCGUGAAUACCCAGUUACAAAUGUAGAAGAUUUAAUGGACGUUUUUGAAUACGGUAAUAAAGGAAGAACAACAGGAAAGACAGGCGCAAAUAAUAAAUCAUCUCGUUCGCAUGCCGUUCUUCAUAUUGUAUUAAAAUCCAACAACUCAAAAAUUUAUGGAAAAUUGAGUUUUAUUGACUUGGCAGGAAGCGAGCGAGGGGCAGAUAGAGGAGAAGCUAACACGAAAACAAGAUUAGAAGGUGCUGAAAUUAAUAAAAGUCUUUUAGCCUUAAAAGAAUGUAUUCGUGCUUUAGAUCAAAACAAGAAUCAUACGCCUUUUAGAGGAAGUAAAUUAACUCAGGUUUUACGAGAUUCGUUUACUGGUAAUUCUCGAACAUGCAUGAUUGCAACCAUAUCUCCAAAUAAUUCAAAUAGUGAACAUACUUUAAAUACGCUUCGCUAUGCUGAUAGAGUAAAGCAACUUAAAGGAGAAUCAGAUCCACGAUUAUUAGGAGAUUAUGGGUCCAAUUUAGAGAAUAAAAAAAUGAACCACGAUUUUGAAAUGAAUAAUUCAGUAGAUAGUCAAAGUUUAACGAACUCAGAUGCCAUAUGGGAAGAGGAAGCAUCUGAAAACCUAUUUGAAGUUGAUUUUCCUACUGAAGUUGAACACAACGCUCUUAAUACACCCACACAUGAACGAUUUUAUAGUUCAGUUGAUAUAUCCUCAUCUAGUACAACAGCAGCAGCAACAGCAGCAGCAGCAGCAGCAGCAGCAGCAGAACGUCAACAAAAAUUCCUUCAACGACUUGAGUCACCACCCUCUGAAGUAUUUGAAGAUCAUCCUUUUUUCUCUUCUUUACCCGAACCAAAGUCAGAUGUGACUAACAGGAUACGUCGUUUUAUACGUUUACAUAAGCUACAAGUAAAAGAAAUGGAAGCAUGUAUUGAAAAUGAAAAAAAGUUAAUUGCAAAACUAGCUUCAACAAUACCAAAUGAAUUCGAUCUAAAUGAUGAAGACGAAGUUGAAGAUCAAAAGUGUAAAGAGGAAUUUGAAGUCUAUUUGAAUGAUUUAGAGGAAAUUAUGGAUAAAAAGUCAGGUUUGAUAAAUGCCGUUUCACAACAAAUUAAAGAGGAAUUAAUUUAAGUAAAUAAAUAAAUAAAACCAAAAAAUUUUUUUUUCUUUAUUAAUUAUAUUAUAUACU
Molecule: messenger RNA, 2464 nt
Organism: Cokeromyces recurvatus
Lineage: Eukaryota; Fungi; Mucoromycota; Mucoromycetes; Mucorales; Mucoraceae
Product: P-loop containing nucleoside triphosphate hydrolase protein
Exons: 9
Coding region: 259-2406 (715 amino acids)
Biological process (GO): microtubule-based movement
Molecular function (GO): ATP binding; microtubule binding; microtubule motor activity
Source: RefSeq, a predicted model, not a curated record